Molecule: messenger RNA, 1295 nt
Organism: Rhipicephalus sanguineus (brown dog tick)
Lineage: Eukaryota; Metazoa; Arthropoda; Arachnida; Ixodida; Ixodidae
Product: UPF0692 protein C19orf54 homolog
Exons: 5
Coding region: 79-957 (292 amino acids)
Source: RefSeq, a predicted model, not a curated record
UUAAGCAUGCUCUUUUAUUUUGGUAGCCUGUGAGUUAAUCUGACGUGAUCACCUCGUUAUUACUGUGCUGUCACCGACAUGGAAACAUACCAAAGACCUAUGCCACCCCCUCCACCGCCGCCACCGCCUUCGGUAUCAGUUUACAGGCAAAGCGGUGUGGUAAAAGCCCACGAUGUCAAACCACACAAUACAGUUCACGAAGUGCUUGAAAGACAACUCCAUCGCAUAACGGCUGGCACCGAAGAAGCUGCCGUUGUGUCCAGGGUGUUGCCGGUGAGACCCGUUCUUCAAGACGGACCACAAUGUGGGCUAGUAGCACUUAGCAUGGCCUCACAGCUCCUGCAGGAUCAACCAGUGAGUGUCGAGGCUCUUUUCGAAACGGCCAAGUCGCUUCAGUUCACCAAGAAAGGAGAGAUGUUUUCAGUUGAAAACAUGAAGACUCUAGCCGAGGCAUGUCUGCAAGGGACUCGCACUAAAAUUGUGCGCAGCGAGCAUCGAGAAGAUAUCGUCAGACACCUGCUUGAGGGAAAGCCAGUGUUAAUACCGUAUGAUUCUGACGGAAAUUUCGAACCCUGCCUAAAAAAUGGACACACAGCACACUGGGCUGUCCUUCAUGGAAUCUGCCUGGUUCUGCGUGAAUCACCUUGCAUCGAAGACAUGCUGGCAAAUGUUUCAGAGGUGGACUCGAAGUGGCCGAGGAUUUUCUACAUCCACAACAUGAUCCCCAAGGAAGUGUUACUAAAGCUCACCCAGCUAGCCGAGAGCCAGCAGACUGGUGUGUUUGUUUAUGCUAGUCAGGGAAAGAGCAGGCACGUAGGUUUGUGGGAACUCGAGUUGCUGCUGAGAAGUAACGAGAACCUGGCGCAUUUCACACCAAAGCGCGAUAUUUCCGAGUUUGUGAUACCAGAGGGAGGUGUUGCCAGAGGGCUGUCUGGCCAGGUGCUUCUUUUCACAUAGUCCAUGAUGCGGUGAAGUGUUAAGUAAUGUGAGUUAAUGCGAAAUUAUCACAGGGUAAGCUUGUGUGGAUCUCUUUCAAAAAAAGUGACAGUAGAUGUUCGUCAAUGCUUGUAUUCUCAUUUUAUCCGUGUAAUUAUCUUGCGCUAAUGUACUCUAACGAGAAGAGACGAUCGAUAGAGCAACUUCUAGUUGAUCUGUCUUGAGACGUGUGAUAACAGUUUAGUUGUUGGUUAACGCUCGUGUUUUUUAUCGCAUCUGAGUCAUUGUCUUACCCACUAACCCUAUUCACAUGUGUGAAAACCGCUGAGUUGGUUCAACAGAACGUUUGGCAUUUUUUU